GGGAACAGCCGAGAGCAGUGACGAAGCCGCCGGAGCCUGGGAGAGACGCACGGACGGGGACGGGGGACUGGGGACAGGCACUCAGGGAGAGACAGCCACGAACCGCGGCGGAGGCAGCAGGAGAAAACAAUCUGUGCAGACUCGGUGGAAACGGUGGUCACUAGGACUAUAGGGAUUUCUUUGGCGAUCUGUGAGGACCUGCCCUCUCUCUAACCCUUGGAAGAAAAAAAAAUUAGGAGACGAGAAAGGGCACUGGUAUUUGCAACCGCAACCAAAAAAAAAAAAAAAGGGCGGGAGGGGGAGAAGGAAAGGAAAGGAAAGAAGGAAAAAAGAAGUGGGCAAAAACCCUCAGUCCUGCCCCAACCCCUCCCCACCCCUCCCUCCCAGCGAUUGCCUCCUGGACACUCACCCACAUCCACAAAGCUGGCCGAGCAAUGCGGGACUGCGCGCGGAGCUGGCGGGGAGCUGUGACCAGGGAAAUGGUUGGCUGGGCUCGCUGAACUGAGGAUCCGGCCUCCCCGGGAGCAGGAGCGGAACGGGAGGGGAGCGCGCAGAGCCCGCUGGGCCGCUCCGAAGAAACCCAGGCAAAGGGCCGUGGGUAAAAGAGGGGCAGCUAGCGUACCUCUAGGCGACCUUCCUAGUGGAAGCCUCUCUGUCCAGUUUUUAUUGAUACAAACAUUGCUUUUUAAAAAAGACAACAACAACAACAACAAGCAAAACCAACAAGCCAACAAGAGCUUUCCCCUCCCUCCUCCCCCGUCGCCUCAGCUGGCGCCUCCUGUCUUGCUGCCCCCCUCCCUCCCUCGCUGCAUUCCUAUUCCCACCCCCCUCCUCCAGGCCAAGCGCUGCGUUCCAUUCUCUCCCCCCCACACCCCCACCCCCGACCCGCUGGGCUAUGCUGGAAGUUUAGGAUCCAAAGCUCCUUCACUCAUUUUUAAAUUUUCAUUUAUUCCCCCCCCCUUCUUUAAAUCGCUUUGUGGAGAAAUACGCGCGCGCGCACACACACCUGCACCCCUGAGACACCCAGACACCCCGAGACACCCCAAGACAAAAGCAAAUGCACUUUGACUUCUGACUGCGCCUACCUCAGACCUGAGAGAGCUCAUCGCUUGGGUGGUUUCCGUAUAGACCGUUCUCCGCUGUCUUCUUGCCUCUCCGACUUUAUUUAUUUUGGUUCCCGCGAUUCUCGGUGACCUUCAUUCUUCAGCCAGCUCCUUGCCCACGGGUCGCUCUUCCCUCCGGGAUUCCGUCUCCCAACCCCAGGAGCUGUGCCUGCCCCAGCUCUGACCCGGGGACUACUCCCGCCCCCCUCCUCCUGGGCCACGCUUUUUCUUUUUUUCUUUUUCUCCUUUUUUUCUCCUAUCCUCUUCCGGUUUUGUUUGUUUUUAAUUUGAGAAAAAAAGAUUUUGGUGUGUGUUUUCGAUUCAGCACAACCCAGCCGGUCUUAUCUGUCUGCCUGUCUCUCUUUCUCACCUUUUUUUGGAGGGAAGAGGACGGGGUUGGAGGCUCCUGCUGGUCCUCUUCUGGGGGCCGCCUCCUCUUCUCGACCUGCCUGCCCUGUUCUGAGCCCCCUGCUCCCCCCUUCCCCCUCAAUUAAACCAAAGACAAUGGUGCACUGUGCCGGCUGCAAAAGGCCCAUCCUGGACCGGUUUCUGUUGAACGUGCUGGACAGGGCCUGGCAUGUGAAGUGCGUCCAGUGCUGUGAAUGUAAAUGCAACCUGACCGAGAAAUGCUUCUCCCGGGAGGGCAAGCUCUACUGCAAGAACGACUUCUUUCGGUGUUUCGGUACCAAAUGCGCCGGGUGCGCACAGGGCAUCUCCCCCAGUGACCUGGUGCGGAGGGCACGAAGCAAGGUGUUCCACCUGAAUUGUUUCACCUGUAUGAUGUGUAACAAGCAGCUGUCCACUGGGGAGGAGCUCUACAUUAUAGACGAGAAUAAAUUCGUCUGUAAAGAAGAUUACCUAAGUAACAGCAGCGCCGCCAAAGAGAACAGCCUGCACUCGGCCACAACGGGAAGUGACCCCAGUUUGUCCCCGGACUCCCAAGACCCGUCCCAGGACGACGCCAAGGACUCCGAGAGCGCCAAUGUGUCGGACAAAGAGACUGGUAGCAACGAGAAUGACGAUCAGAACCUGGGUGCAAAGCGGAGGGGGCCACGCACCACUAUCAAGGCCAAGCAGCUGGAGACACUCAAGGCUGCCUUCGCCGCCACUCCUAAGCCCACUCGUCACAUUCGGGAGCAACUAGCACAGGAGACUGGCCUUAACAUGCGGGUCAUCCAGGUCUGGUUCCAGAACCGACGUUCCAAGGAGCGGCGAAUGAAACAAUUGAGCGCUCUGGGCGCCCGGCGCCACGCCUUCUUCCGCAGCCCACGAAGGAUGCGGCCGCUGGUGGACCGUCUGGAGCCGGGGGAGCUCAUCCCCAACGGACCCUUCUCCUUCUACGGAGAUUACCAGAGCGAGUACUACGGCCCCGGGGGCAACUACGACUUCUUCCCGCAAGGCCCUCCUUCGUCACAGGCUCAGACCCCAGUGGACCUGCCCUUCGUUCCGUCGUCCGGCCCGUCGGGGACCCCCCUGGGAGGCUUGGAACAUCCCUUGCCCGGCCACCACCCGUCCAGCGAGGCACAGCGAUUCACCGACAUCCUGGCUCACCCGCCUGGAGACUCUCCGAGCCCGGAGCCCAAUCUCCCCGGACCUCUACACUCCAUGUCGGCUGAAGUCUUCGGACCCAGCCCGCCCUUCUCUUCGCUGUCAGUCAACGGCGGGGCGAGCUACGGUAACCAUCUUUCCCACCCUCCCGAAAUGAAUGAGGCGGCGGUGUGGUAGCCGGGGCUCUCUGGAGCCAAGCUGCCUGCCCGCCUCUGGACUUGAGUGGUUGUACAGAAACGAGUCGUUAUUAAAAAUACACACACAGUAACAAAACAAACAAAAAAAAUCACAAAAACAGAACCGGCCCCAAAGCAGCUUCCUCUCUUCCCGCCGGAGAGACCGUUCUCCUUGGGGUAUGGUAGGAAGGGAAGGGAAGAUUUGGGGGUGACUGCGAAUUGAAACCCGAAUGCACCCUGAGACAAGAUUGCGGUCCCAGCCCCGGGGGCGACGUGCAAGACUUGGGGUGAGUGAACCAGAGUAAGGCGCAAACUCAAAAACGUUCCCCAAUUCGCGUAAAAACUCAACGAGCCGAGCCUCCGCCGGCAAUCCAGUGAGCUCGCGGAUGGUCCAGGCGAGCUGUAAGGACUUAGCCCAGAGAAGGACAGCUCCGGGAAGCUCCCGGGAGGCGAUGAGGGUGACGAUCGGCCGGUCUAACCGGUGCCCAGGAUGCACAGAGUGGAGAGGAAGGACACCGGCACAAGUCGAGAACCAAACUCGUCGUGGAGACCAGAGGAAGCGAAGCGAAGGGAUUCCGAGUCAGGGAGGGGGAAAAGGCCGGUCCUGGAGCAUUCAUUUCUGGGCUAGGAUGAACGAAGCUUCUAGCUUUAGAAAACCUUCGAUUAGUUUUUGUCUCUCAGAGUUUACUAACAGCGACAAACAACAAACUUUUAGCUUCAGAAACACCGACCUGCUGUGCAUCAGGUGGGACUUUUUUUUUGUCUGUCUGUCUAUCCGGUUCUUUUCGGCCAAAAUAAUAGAAAGACGAAAUGCCCUCAGCAUCAACUCUACCUUCAAAAGCUACACACAAACAAACACACACACGCACACACACACACACACACACACACACACACACAAACACACACACCCCACCCUCAUUAGGAUGAUCUCCAGCCAGACCUCUCACUAAAAUGACUUGAAACAACAGCUAUACAAGAAAGUAUUCUACCUUCAUGAGACAAGUUUAAAAAACAAAAUAAAGACUAUUGAACUAAAAAACAGUCAACUGUUUACGUAUGAUGUUAAAUUCAGGAGUUCAGUGUUUUACUAAUAUAUCCUGUUUUGAAACCUCUUGUUCAAAAAGCAAAAUGUUUUGAGCAACCAACCAAAAUCGUUCCUUUCUUUUCCCUCCCUUCCUUUCUCUCUCCCUCCUUUCGUCUUCUGUAGAUGUUCUCUGACAGAUUCGCAGGGCUUUCGGCUCACUGUGCUAGUUUGUAAAAGGUGUUGUUUACAGGAGGCAAAAAGAAAACAUGAUAUUCAGACAGUUGCCAAAUAAACUAAUUAUAGCACAAAUACUGUAAGGUGCCUGGCACCAGCAACCCGAGAGUGUUAAAAAAAAAAAGUGUUACAAGGUUUAAGAAAAAAAAAACAUCUUUGCUAAUUUUUAGUCCUGUUGAACAUUCAUGGAGUUGUUAAUAUGACUUAUAUAGACCCACACAGGUUUUAUUUUUGUGUCUUUAAAAUAAAAGUCCAAAAUAUUUAAAUUUUAUGGUCAAAUAUGCAGUCAACAGCUGCUACUUUUUUCUUUAUAUAUUAAAUUUCUCAUAUGUCUUUUAUUGUUCUAAUAAACCUAAGCUUGUGUGACCUCCAGUGCAUAUUAGACCAUUCACUGUAUGAAAGAAAACAUGUUGAAUAAAUUUGUGAGUUUUUAAUAAAAUAGAAAAUCUGAUGUUUAGAU
Molecule: messenger RNA, 4548 nt
Organism: Trichosurus vulpecula (common brushtail)
Lineage: Eukaryota; Metazoa; Chordata; Mammalia; Diprotodontia; Phalangeridae
Gene: LHX1
Product: LIM homeobox 1
Exons: 5
Coding region: 1608-2828 (406 amino acids)
Biological process (GO): neuron differentiation; regulation of transcription by RNA polymerase II
Cellular component (GO): nucleus
Molecular function (GO): DNA-binding transcription factor activity, RNA polymerase II-specific; RNA polymerase II transcription regulatory region sequence-specific DNA binding
Source: RefSeq, a predicted model, not a curated record